GUUGGCAGCCCGACGGCAACAGCUGAUUCGCUUUAUGAAUGCGGAAAAUUUGUCUGUGUGUUUAUGAAUAUUAUGCCGAUCAAUGGAACGAGGAAUAGUUAUACUCGAUAAAUUGGCCCGCAGCGCUUUGCGGUCGCAGAGAAUACCGCAAAUCAACCGCCCGUUGGCCCCUGAGAUUCAUUUCAAGCGCCAGCACAGCAGAUCUGGGUCAGAUUGCAAGGAAAUCUGGGAAAUGCUGAGCCAACUGCCUCUGUUCGCUGGGGGCGAGAUUGUCCGGGGCUUCGGACGCGGCUCCAAAGAGCUGGGCAUCCCAACAGCUAACUUUCCGCUGGAGGUGGUGAAAUCGCUGCCGGAAUCCCUGCCCACUGGCGCGUACUACGGCUGGGCGAACGUGGAUAAUGGACCCGUGCACAAGAUGGUCCUCAGCGUCGGCUGGAAUCCCUUCUACAACAACAAGGAGAAGAGCGUGGAGACGCACAUGCUGCACGACUUCAACUGUGACCUUUACGGCCAGACACUCAAAAUAUGCAUUGUGGGCUACCUGCGACCGGAACGCAGUUUCGACUCCCUGGAAUCACUGAUUGCCGCCAUCCGCGGGGACAUCGAGCAGGCCAAAGCGUUCCUCGACGAGGCGGACAAGGCCAAGCUGAAGGAGGCUCCGUACUUUACGGAGAAGCUCUGCUCGUCAAAAUAGCGAUGGCGUAGGUCAGUCUGGAAAAGGAGGCUUCGCUGGAGGACACACUACUAAUCUUCGCACGGCUUGUGCUUCGAAAUAGUUAUUCCAUCAGUUAUCUUAUCUCUGAAUUUGCGCGAUUUACAAAGCGGAAUUCGAAAAUCGAAUCAAGUACUUAAGCUAACCGUUUUCAUUAAAUUCCUACUGCUCAUAAUGACACCAACAAAAUGAACCAAUCGCAUUUCGGUUUGAUACUUAUCAAAUGUAUAAACGAAACUGUUUUUGUAAAAA
Messenger RNA from Drosophila mauritiana, 964 nucleotides. It is a transcript of the gene Rfk, whose product is annotated as putative riboflavin kinase. Gene Ontology annotation, cellular component: mitochondrion. Gene Ontology annotation, biological process: riboflavin biosynthetic process; FMN biosynthetic process. Bases 83 to 694 code for a protein of 203 amino acids. The record is from RefSeq and is a predicted model, not a curated record. Gene Ontology annotation, molecular function: riboflavin kinase activity. Lineage: Eukaryota; Metazoa; Arthropoda; Insecta; Diptera; Drosophilidae. The transcript is spliced from 3 exons.